This is a messenger RNA of Trypanosoma theileri, 711 nucleotides long. RefSeq lists its product as uncharacterized. NCBI's taxonomy places the organism in Eukaryota, Euglenozoa, Kinetoplastea, Trypanosomatida, Trypanosomatidae. The record is from RefSeq and is a predicted model, not a curated record. The coding region runs from base 1 to 711 and encodes 236 amino acids. Gene Ontology annotation, cellular component: cytoplasm. The transcript has a single exon.
AUGUUCACAUCUCUUGCAGAUAUCACCAAUGUCCAAGUUCCUCUUGACGGGAAGACCCUUGGGACAGGUGUCGUUACGCGACCCGGAGCAGUUCCAGUAAAGCGUCAUAAUCCCUACGGUUGGAAGUGUCUUGUAGAGCCAUCUGUUCCAUUAUUAACCACAACAUCUUUUCCGGAUACAAUAAAUCCCAUAAGAAUUCCUGCAACACAGGAUUUGUUCCUGGAGAGGGAAGAUGCUCCGCCAACACCGACAAAACCUCCAGUUUGUAAUGCGCUUGUACAAUUUAAGUGUCACCAAAAGGAAUUUUCCUCUCCUUUUGUUGCCUCCAAAGGUCAAUACGUUGUUGUUCAAGGUGACCGAGGAAUUGAUAUUGGAGUUGUUAUUCGUGUGAACACUGAAAACUGUAAGACGUAUGUGGAGCGAUCUGGCCCAACGGGGAGCAUUCUUCGUCAUGCAACUCAGCGAGAGGUGGAUUAUUGGGCGACUGAUCUCAAGGAAGACGAGGCUGUUGCCGUUUCCUUCUGUCAGCAGCGAGUUCAACAUCAUGGAUUUGAUAUGGAGAUUCGUCACGCCGAGUACCAAUUUGAUAAGAAGAAGCUCACGUUCUAUUAUACUGCUAAGGCACGAAUCGACUUUGUACAACUCCUGAAAGAACUUUACAGGGAAUUUGGAUGUCGGAUAUGGAUGGAGAAGGUUAGGAUGCAAGAUUAG